Molecule: messenger RNA, 5662 nt
Organism: Lagenorhynchus albirostris (white-beaked dolphin)
Lineage: Eukaryota; Metazoa; Chordata; Mammalia; Artiodactyla; Delphinidae
Gene: MYLK4
Product: myosin light chain kinase family member 4
Exons: 13
Coding region: 224-1537 (437 amino acids)
Biological process (GO): intracellular signal transduction; positive regulation of apoptotic process; protein phosphorylation
Cellular component (GO): nucleus; cytoplasm
Molecular function (GO): protein serine/threonine kinase activity; ATP binding
Source: RefSeq, a predicted model, not a curated record
UUGUGUGGUUCAGUAGAAGUUUGUAGAGCAUUGAAUUUUAAAUAAUUUGUAACUCAAGGUAUUAUUUUUACUAGCUUAGUUGAGAAAAUGAAAGACGACGUUUUGUGGAGCUAAUUACAGAUGAUUUCAAAUUGAGAAAAAGCUGGAAGAAGCAAUUUCCAGAAAAUCUCCAGCAGGGGGCCUCAGGAGGGAACUGGCCACAAGUUCUCAUCGGUCUCCCCUGAUGAUCAGGAGAUGCACAGGCACAUACAUCGCUCAAGGGGAAGGCAGACUCAGAAGUCACGACUGCGUCCUGAUUUACAAAUCGGAGGCGGAGGGGCACGAACACCACACACCAGACAGGAACUUAGUCGGACUCACCACCAAGAUGCUGAAAGUGAAGCGGCUGGAAGAAAUCAGCACGUGUUACCACAGUGACCAGCUGGAGAAAAUGGCCUUUUUUCAGUGCAUGGAAGAGGUGGAGAAAGUGAAGUGUAUUCUGGAAGAAAGUUCUAGUGAACAGGAUUCGAGAUCUGGGAAGAGUGAGGCUAAGGAGCAGGUGUGCUCACACCCUGGCCUGAAGGAAGCAGCACCAGACAAAGGCAAAAGGACGGCACCUCCCACAGACGAGGCCUGGGCACCACCUGCGCCGUUUGAUCACCGCAUCGUGACAGCCAAGCAGGCCGCGGUCAACAGCUUCUACACCGUGAGCAGAACUGAAAUCCUAGGAGGGGGGCGCUUUGGCCAGGUUCACAAGUGUGAGGAGAAAGCCACAGGUCUGAAGCUGGCGGCCAAGAUCAUCAAGACCAGAGGCAUGAAGGACAAGGAUGAAGUGAAGAACGAGAUCAACGUCAUGAACCAGCUGGACCACGUGAACCUCAUUCAGCUCUACGAUGCCUUUGAGUCUAAGAACGACAUCGUCCUGGUCAUGGAGUAUGUGGAUGGAGGGGAGCUCUUCGACCGCAUCGUUGAUGACAACUACAAUCUGACCGAGCUUGAUACCAUCCUGUUCAUCAGGCAGAUAUGUGAGGGGGUAAGGCACAUGCAUCAGAUGUACAUCCUCCACUUAGACCUGAAGCCUGAGAACAUCCUGUGUGUGAAUCGGGAUACUAAACAAAUAAAAAUUAUUGACUUUGGAUUGGCCAGAAGAUACAAACCCAGAGAGAAGCUGAAGGUGAACUUUGGAACGCCAGAAUUCCUUGCCCCUGAAGUUGUGAACUAUGAUUUUGUUUCCUUUUCCACGGACAUGUGGAGCGUGGGAGUCAUCACUUACAUGCUACUCAGCGGUUUGUCCCCCUUCCUGGGAGAUAACGACGCUGAGACCCUGAACAACAUCCUGGCCUGCAGGUGGGAUCUGGAGGAUGAAGAAUUUCAGGACAUCUCGGAGGAGGCCCGGGGGUUCAUCUCCAAGCUUCUGAUCAAGGAGAAGAGUUGGAGGAUAAGCGCGAGUGAAGCCCUCAAGCACCCUUGGCUGUCGGAUCACACGCUCCACUCCAGGCUCAGCGCGCAGAAGAGGAAGAAUUGCUGCUCUGACGCCCAGGACCUGGUGGCCAAAUAGUCCCCGGAGGCGCCCUCUUGAAAGGAAAACUGCUGCGGUUGCUGCUGCUUUGAGAAGAUUUUUGGAAAAAUCAGCAGUUCUGAUGCCUUGACCCCUAAGGAGACUGGUGGCUCUGGGGGAGGGGAAGCCGCCACACAGAACUCUGAGUACCUCUGCCAGCUCGCGGGGCCGGGGACACCCAGAGCUGCGGCCCAGGGGGCAGGCAAGCCCGCUCCCUGCAGCAGUGCACACCCCAGAAGACAUUUCCCUGCCACCCUGAGCUUUAGAACUUUCGAUCUCAGUCAAUGCACGGGGUGCAUUAUUUCUGCAAUUUCUCAGAUCCCUAGAGCAAAAUCAUACUGGAGAUUUCGUUGAGAUUUUAAAACAUGUUGGAUGCAGAGGUUAACUAUCAUAUAUAGAAUGAAUAAACAACAAGGUCCUACUGUAGAGCACAGGGAACUAUAAACCAUAACAUAACAGAAAAGAAUAAGAAAAAGAAACCAUAACAGAAAAGAAUAAACCAUAACAGAAAAACCAUAACAGAAAAGAUAUAACAGAAAAGAAUAAGAAAAACCAUAACAGAAAAGAAAAAGAAAGUAUAUAUAUGUAAAAAAAACACAACCAUGUUGGAUACAUUUAGAGGGAGAAUUGCCUUUCAAAGCGGUGAGUACGACGCCAGAAAACAUUCUAAGUCUGGUGCACCACCCUUGACCACUUAGUUUCUCAGACUCUAUUACCUGGAUUUGGCCUGAAUCCAGCUGAUAAGUCAUUUGCUUUCUGGAACAUAAGCUUUCUUUGAAUUCUGAGGCAAGAAGCAUCAGACAGUCUACCUUCAUUUAUUCUGAAAUCCCCUCCAAGAGCAGCAGUGUCUUCUAAGCAGCAGAUCUACUUCCAAACGAGGCACGUGUGUUGUCGCCACGCACCCGCUCUCUUCCGAGGGAAUCUUCAUCCACAUGGAGCACACUGGCUUUGGGAGAUGGUGUAUGGUUAGUCUUUACAAUCAGGACCUUUGGAAUAACGUUAACAGUCCCGAGAGCUUCCCUCAACGUGGCUGAAACAAGAAGAGAUGGGUCUGGUGGGUCCUGAGGGGGACGGUGCUGUGUUUCCUGUCAAAGUGACCCAGGUAAAUGCUAGCCCGUGUGAGGACCAGUGACCUCACCCACGCGGCGUCUCUGUGGCUCAGCUCCGUGCAGGGAGCCUUGGACACUGAAGGCCAGGGGCACCUCCGCUCACUUUGGGGAUGUGACACUGAUUUCCAGUUGGAAGCGUCUUCUUGUUCCCGAGCUCGUGUGCCAUUUUGUCACAGACAUUUAACAGGGGACGUGAGCCCUGCUGCAGGAUUGGGCGUUGUUUCUUUACAAAGCAGAAGCGAAGCAGAGGGAUUACACGCCCAGCACCACGCCCACCACCAGCACCUUAAGCCUCCCUCACAUUUUCCACUUCCAAGUACCUGUUGUGUUGUGAUCAGCUAUAAUAAUGUCUUUAUUUUUAGCUUACAUCGUUCUAGCCUGCAGUUGUCUCAACAGCGACAAAACAAAAUAAGGGCAGCUCGGGGCUGCCUGGGCCAGGGCGGACCUGACGUGCGUUGGCUUUUCCCAGCAUCCCACCGGUGAAUCCUCAUGGCCUGCCCACGGAUAGCGACGCGUGCAACGUCCUUUUUCUUGUGUUUCAGUUACGGGGGAAGCAGAGGCAGAAGACGAGGUGUCAUUAGUUCAGGCCACAAGCCAACUUACUGGUCGUGCUGGCUGUGGAAGGUCCUCCUUUGCGGCCUCUGCUCUUGCAUUACGAUGCACUCUUUCCUCCUUGGGCCUAUGCAUUUAUCCAAGGUUGGCUUCUCCUGUUCCUGUUCUGUGACCAUGUUUCCAAUGUUUAAUUUAGUUUCCUUCAAAUACACACACACACACACACCCCGCACACACGCACGCACACACAUGCACACACACGCACGCGCGCACACACACACACACACCCCGCACACACACACACGCGCACACCCACGCACACAGCCCUGUGACUGAAGUGUUAUGUUACCGCGCUAUCUUUAGCUGCUGGUACUCAUCGAGUCUGGAAAAAUACAAGCCGGUGCAGGCUUAAUACUCAGCCCGCAGAGAGCUGGCAUCCACUCAAAUGCUGAACAGGACACGGGGUCUCGUGUGUUCCCCUCCGGCCCGAGCAGGGGGCCUUUGCAGGGCGUGCAGAUCGCAUCCACCCCGGCCCUGCUGCACGCACAUGAGGGGGACGGCUUCGGCCAAAUGAAGCAGUGAUUUCUUUGCCGGAUUCAUCCACUGAUGACCCCACGGUCAGUGGGUGUGAUUUUUUUUUAGGGGUUUAGAAAGGAGACUCUCCUUAGAAUUUGUAACUAUGUUUCCACCUCGGAUGGGGAGGUGGUCCCAUGCCAGCGGGGGCCUUUUGUAUGGGAGCGCGGGAGAGUCUGCACUGCAGAGCUGAUUAUUACAGUCUGCAGUUACGGUGAAAGGGGAGAGUUUCGGUCUCCUGCUCGGCCGGCCCCCUCCCUCCACGCCUUGCAGUACGUGGCCGCUCUGAUGGGAAAUGGGCUUUGCACAUCGGAAGAAUCAAACCAGAUGCGAGCGUGGACCAGAGGAGUGGAGUCUGGCUGGACUGGGGUUAUUGUGAUCAACUUUUCCAAGAAGUCACGAGGACUGGAGGCUGUAUUGCUUCUCCACCCUCUUAAUGGACGUGACAACCUUGCUCCCUCCCCUUAGGCCGCCGCCGUUCCUCCAGUAAAUGCAGGAAAUUAAGCACCAGUGGGGCACUUCCUGCUGCCUGGAGAGAAAUAAACUUCACAAGCUAUUAAGGAAAAAGCACGUCACAUUCGUAAUUCGUAAGAUACCAACAGUUACCCAGAAUCUGUUGCUGUUUAAAAAUCAGGGAGAAAAGAGCUCAUGCCCAAUUUGUGACAUAAAACCCUCUGGAAUGGAUUCUCACCUGAAUUAACUUGGGGAAACUAUUUCUGGGUUGAAGUUGGGUAAGUCACGCCUGUUGAGUACCGUAGGUUUGCUUGUAGUCGCUUUCUUUCCCCAAAAAUGUAAAUUGGCCUGGGGCACUGUCACGCGGAGGCAGACGCUGAUGUGAUGUGGUCUGAAGACGUGUGAACACCAAGGUUUUCACCGUUUUUAUGGAAAUCAGUGCAGCAAAAUUCUUUUCUUGUUUUAGAAUCAAAAUAUGGAUUUUGUAUUAGGGAAAUGAGCGAGGCUCUCAUUUAAUUCCUCUUUUGUUCUUCUGCUCCCACUACCCUGACGCUCCACCCCCCCCCGCUCUGGGUUGGGGUAGGGGGGCAAUCUCAGACAUGAGCUUCUUCAGUAUGAAAUGUAGGCCAGUCGAGGGGACCUCAUCUGGAAACUGAUUUGUGAACUGGUAAUGAGGGCAGGGCGGGGACCUCAGCGGCCGAGGUCGGGGGCUCAGCUCAGCUCUGUCCCCUGGCGAUUCCAUAGUGGGUUCAGGGCGCUCCUCCAUGUCUGCACCCUUCUCAGCAGCCAGGAUGCCACCCGCUUUGCUUUUGCUCCAUCAUUUUAUUUUUUUACUUCUUUCUCUUUUUCUUAAGCUAGAAUCAGAGUCCAUCUUCUUAUCCAUCACCGUUGCUCCUCUAGAGCCUCUUUGAGAUGAAAAGUAUGUUUCCAAAAGUCAAGUUGCUUUUUCUGUCCUAAAGGAAACGUGAUGCGGCUCUUACAGGAUGUGGCUUCCUGGAUUGGGUGCCUUCCGUGCGUUGCGUGAAAUCUACAGCUUCCCGCCUUAGAAGGUCUGUGUAUUUCUCCCAGCUUCUGACGCAGUCCGGGGUGCUUUCCCUAAGUGGUCUUUGUAUGGGCAGUUUCACCUUCCGUGAAGGCUUCUCAGUCACCCCCUACUGCCCACUCGAAGGAGCAGAAGACGUCCUACCCCCGCCUGUGCCUGUGUUGCGUCCUGUGUGUUCUGUAGUUGUUCCGGCGGAUAGAUGCCAGCGAGCCCUUUGGAUGAGGUUUUUCAGUGGCGAUAAGAAAUAAAGACGGAGCCAGAAUGUGGUGGUUGCAUAUAUUGUGUGUAUUUUCUAUUUCUGAACGUAGUUUCAUUCAGCUGUACUCCUUUGCCUUAUAAAGAUGUGUAACAGUCAUAUAUAUGUAUUCCAUUGAAGAAUAAACUUGGACCUGUCUA